This is a messenger RNA of Symbiodinium necroappetens, 1107 nucleotides long. The record is from the annotation of a GenBank genome assembly. Lineage: Eukaryota; Dinophyceae; Suessiales; Symbiodiniaceae.
AUGGUCGAUGUUCGUGGAAAGCGACCGCCGGUGGGGGCUGGCCGCGUGCUCGGAGAGGAGCGCCUGCACCGAGCCGACGAGGAAUCGCUGCGCGAGGAUUUGGCGCGGCUGAGGAGCCAGUAUGCCGCCGUCAGGCGCGAGGGUGCUGAGGUGCGGGAGCUCCUUCGCAGCGCCGAGCGCGACAGCAUGCGCAAGGACAAGCUUCUGCAGGAGCUCCUGUCCGCGGCCAAGGGCGGCCCCGGCGUGCUGGGCGAGGUCUUGGACCAUCUGAAGGAGGACCUGCAGGCCCUCUUACGGGCGAAGCGCACGGCGCACGAGGUCCGGCAGCAGCUCGAUGAGAAGGAGGCGAAGAUCGCAGCCAUCCACCAGGAGCUGCGGUCCACGAAUCUCGAGGAGCUCGAGGCGGCAGUGUCGCUUGCCAAGGCAGAAGCCAAGGAGAAGGCGGAGGAGUGGGCCAAAGUGAAUGCUGGAAGGGAGGACCCGCCCUGCUACGCGGAAUCGACGCGCCUGCAGAGGGACUGCCAGGAGAUUUGCCAGCAGAUCCUUGAUGCGGAGAAUGAGACGACCUUGGUUCAGCGGCAGCUCGUGCAACUUCAGGACGAGCGCAGCUCCCUGGACGCCUCGGCACAGCAGCAUGAGCAGCAGGCGCUGUCCUUGAAGGAGAAGCGCGAAGAGAUCGAGCGGCAGAAGGAGCAGUGCGAGCGCUCCUUGGGGAACUUGAGCGACCUGGAGGCAGAGCUUCGGGAGAAGCAGGAGAGCCGCGACGCCUCGGCCCAGCGCCUGGCGGAGGCGCAGAGCAAAGCCCCGAGAGAUCAGCGGGCAGUGCCCGUUGCCAGCAGUGCGGUGAUCCACAUAGAACCAGAAAGCCGCUCGCCAAAGCAGCGCGUGCUGCCGAGGCAGCCGCCGAUGAUGCCGGAGGUGCCGCCCUCGCCGCCUUGGGCGCCUGCAGCCUCCGAGGAAGAGGAGGUCGGCGACGCCUCGGAGACGGCUUUUCCGGAGCCUCCGGAGGCUGGAGCGCCUUCGCCCGGAGCCUCCCCGCCUCGGCCUCGCUCCUCGAGGCCAACCUCGGCGAAGGCGCGCGUCUUUUUUGCGGAAAGGCUUAUAUAG